Molecule: messenger RNA, 816 nt
Organism: Cylicocyclus nassatus
Lineage: Eukaryota; Metazoa; Nematoda; Chromadorea; Rhabditida; Strongylidae
Source: the annotation of a GenBank genome assembly
AUGAAUAAUCCUUAUGAGGUGCAGAGAGUAGCGAAGCAGUCACCACAGACGAGAACCAUAGACUAUACCUCUUACAAAGCUCCGCGAUCCGAACGUAAAUCUAAUCCACAGAAAUUUGAACAGAGCAAGACCACCAAACAAGGGCAGAUUAGCAGUUUGAACAGUAGUAAACUCAGAAAUGAUUCCGCCACCACCGCUCAACCAAACAAUCAAGGCUUCAACUCGCAGAGAAAUGGUAUCAGUGCUCUAGUAUACAACACAGCUGAAGGGACCCUGAUUGUUCCUGUUCUACCCUCAUUUUUGUAUGGGGGCGCUGCAAAUGGGCUUGGCGGAAACUUUUUGGGAUCUCCAAUACAAGUGAUUGGAAAUCCCCCUGGACAAGCACCGAACGGAGCAGGGGCAAAUAUAAAUGCUAAUCAGCAGAAGAAUGCUGAGACUAGAACCUCUUUCAAUGUUGUGAAUCCCCCUGGUGUCUUCGCUGGUGCUCCUAUUUUUAUUCCCGACUUGAAUGGUUUAUUUGGAGGCAACCUAUUAUUACCAAAUUUACAGCAGGUCAACCAGCAAGGCCGCAGUGAUCACACUCAACGCGAGAUUCAGCCACCCAGCUAUCAAGCACCCAGACCCGAUCCAACCUCCGAAGAUAACCAGUCGAACUACGAUAACCAGCAACCGACUCCGACUUACAGUACAUCUGUCAAUUACAGUACCCCACCCAGUACUGCAGUCACUUUUCCGACUCUUAUGACUUCACCAACUCCUCCCGCUCCAUACAAUUCACCGGAGCCGAUUAACCCUUACCGACGUCGUCGUCAUUAG